AUGUCAGAAUCUAUUCUUUUAGAUGAGAUUUUCACUGUAACAUCUGUUGAUGACCAAAAAUAUCAAAGAGUUUCUCGGAUUACUGGUACAUCUGCGCAAAAUGAUAUGGGUCUCACUCUCGAUAUAAACUCGCAGCUAUACCCAUUGGAACAAGAUGCUACAUUCAGUUUGCAGUUAGCUAGCAAUUUGAAUAGUCAAGAAUUGAAAGAUGCCGCAGACUAUAUUAUGUACGGCAAGGUCUACCGGGUUGAGGAAGGAAACGAUGAUAAAAUCUCUGUGUUUAUCAGCUUUGGUGGCCUUCUCAUGUCUAUUGAAGGUUCUCAUCGUAAACUAUACCGUUUAUCGCUAGAGCAUGUUUAUUUGCUUCUGAGAAGGUAG
Schizosaccharomyces osmophilus is the source of this 378-nucleotide messenger RNA. It is a transcript of the gene rpb8, whose product is annotated as DNA-directed RNA polymerase I, II and III subunit Rpb8. Bases 1 to 378 code for a protein of 125 amino acids. Gene Ontology annotation, molecular function: DNA-directed RNA polymerase activity. NCBI's taxonomy places the organism in Eukaryota, Fungi, Ascomycota, Schizosaccharomycetes, Schizosaccharomycetales, Schizosaccharomycetaceae. The record is from RefSeq and is a predicted model, not a curated record. Gene Ontology annotation, biological process: DNA-templated transcription. Gene Ontology annotation, cellular component: RNA polymerase II, core complex; RNA polymerase I complex; RNA polymerase III complex. The transcript is spliced from 3 exons.